AUGACGGUGGUGAACGUGGCGGAGGAGCUCGUCGUGAGCGGCGUGCUGCACGCCGCCGAGCAGCUGCAGGGCGCCGUCCUGGCCGCUGAGAGCGGCUGUGUGGAGAGCUUGCGGUGGGCGGGCGCGCUGCCGCUGCUGCUGCGCGACCUGGGUGUGCGCAACGUGCUGGCGGCCGAGCAAUUGCUGGGCUGCGCGUCGGCGUCGGAGCUGCGCGCGCUGCUGCUGCUGGACGAGGGCGAGAGUGUUGGUCACCUGGUGCUGCUGCUGGGCGGCUUCCUGUGGAGCUACGAGGCGGCGCUCAAGCGGCUGCUGGCGCUGGGCGUCGCAGGGCGCGUCACGGUCUGCAGCAGCCUCUCGGAGCGCGCGCACGAGUGCUACGACUUCGGGCCGGGCGCUGCAGGCGCGCGCGCACUUAAGGCCAUGAAGUUCGAGGAGUUUGCCGCGGAAUUGGGCAAGAACGCGGCGUUCCCGACCCAAAACGCACCGGAAUUGGACCUAGCAGAGGAAGAUUGGGACUGGGAGGACGCGGAGAGCGACAAGAAGAAGCAGGUAGAGCAGGUAGAACCGCACAACGGCGUGCAGGUGGUGCAUCUACCGCUGAACGUGGUGCCGCUGCUGUCCAACAAGGUGCCGACGCCAGAGCCCUCGGUCUUCGUGCUGUCACAUCCGACGUGUGCGGCGGCGUUCCCGUUGCUGCUGCACCAGGUGGAGGACGUCAAGGCCACCGUGUCCUCCCCGGCCUCCCCCACCAGUAGAGGGGCCACGACGAUGGAGGGCGCGAAGAAGUACACGCACGUGAAGGACGUUCUACCGGAGCACAUCCCCAGCGCCUUCCGACGCUCCAUGAGGCUGCUGGCCUACACACUGGCGGAGAUGCUGGUGGGUGCAAACCUGGACGCCAACGACAGGAUCUUCGCGGUGGGCGCCACGUCGCUCAAGAUCGGGCAUACGCUGCUGCGGAUUUUGAACGAGAUGCAGGAGGACGCGAGCGCGCAGUCGCUGCAGGGCCGACAGGGCGCGUCACUGGUGAUAGUUGACCGGUACGGUGGGUGGACUCUGUGGUUGGAGGACGGUGGGUUUUGUACUUAUUCAUUUAAUUUGUUUUGGGGUGAUAGGACGAGUGAUUUGGCAUCUCCGUGUGCAUUUGGAAGCUCUCUGCUCGACCGCAUCCUCGCGCUGCUGCCUCAAACGCCGACGCAGACUGCAGCGGGGCAGAAUACCGCUGAAGACAGCGCUUCGAAGCGAGCGAACUUGAACGUGACUGAAAUUUUCCCGCUUCACGGAUGCGAGCCGACGCCGUUGUCGGUGUCAGCGCCGUUGACUGCGGUACUUGAUGAAUCUAGCUACCGACCGUCGGAAUUUGUUUCCCAGAUCCAGUGGAAAGGUGGCGCCAGUUUGUGCCAUCCGACCAUCCCUAGCGGCUCGAAUGUCUUCCGAUCUCUAGCUUUCAGACCGGCAAAACUAGCGCUACGUGAUUUGGAUAAGCGGCUUCAGGUUGUGGAGCAAUCCCUGCUUCAGCAGGGAAGAAUUCAGAAGACUGCUGUUACUCGCAGACCUGGAGAGAAAAUGCGCGGGCGUGAUGUGGUCCUACGCCGCAUCAGCAAGAUCUUAGAGGCUGGCGAACCAACUAAUCUCGAGCAUAGCUCACUGGUUGAGCUUGGAGUGAUCGUACUGGAAACACUGGAGCGAAUGGACCAGUCACAGAAGCUCUGGGACAAGUGUCGUGAGCGUGCAGUGCGCCAGCUUGAGCUUCGGAAGCAAGGUGGACGCGAGUGGAUCAUCCCUGAAGUUGCGGAUGUCAUGCAGCGCCAAGUGUCUGCGAUGCAGGCAGUGGACACAGUAUCUAUCGAGGAAUCUAUCCCUCUGCAAAAGCUGCUAAUUCUUCUGGUACAUGCGUUUGCGCUCUCAUCCGGUGUACCGCUUGAAGACUUCACCGUCCAGAUGGUUCAUAAAGCUCUUGUCGACAGCGUUCUGCAGAUGGCAAGAACGAACCCGGCAUCCGUACAAAGUGUGCUUCCUCAAUUGUUUACCCAGCUAUCGCCGUACAUCAGCCUGGAUGGAUCGCAUGCUGAGCGUGCUGCUUCAGAACAAGUUGCUACUGAAGGUGACGAUUGGGAUUGGAAUGACGGCAGCAAUUCGCCAAGCGGGUCGAAGGACGCUCUGAAUGGCGGAAACGGCGACUUCCAACUCCUCGCAGCAAAGCCAAUCGUCGAAACUUAUGUGGAAAGCUUGAUGGGACGUCUUAAGGAUUGCACGCAGCAGUUUGCCAACGUUACGGCUGAAGAAACCGUGCUAAAGUCCGAAGAUUCGCCGAGUUCAUUGAUUGCGCAGCUCUGUAGCUCAAUUGUGGAUCCUUCUGGAGCGCCUAUUCCCGGGAUUGAGCAUAUUGUCGACGCAUCCGAGCAGCUGACGCGCGCAGGCAUCGACCUUCUGAAGAGCGGCUUUAGCAAGUUUGGCUUUGGUGUCGGGAGCGGGAAUGGCAGCGGCCAGCGAGGAACCAACGCUAGCCGUUUGUUGGGCGACUCAAAUGUGCUUGUGGUGUUUGUGGUGGGAGGAAUCACUUUUGAAGAGGGACCUGGUACUGACUCGUGGACUGUGUUGCAGAUCCAAGAAGUCCAUGACGCUUUGAGCGACAACACCAAAUAUCAAAUUAUCCUGGGCGGAACCACAAUUACGAACAACGAGGUCAUUUUGGAGAAGCUCUUUAGUUGA
Molecule: messenger RNA, 2712 nt
Organism: Phytophthora sojae
Lineage: Eukaryota; Oomycota; Peronosporomycetes; Peronosporales; Peronosporaceae
Exons: 6
Coding region: 1-2712 (903 amino acids)
Source: RefSeq, a predicted model, not a curated record